AUGCCAAUUACAUUACCCUACAGUUUUGAUGAAACGGAUGAGCUUGUGGUGUUCCGAAUUCAUUUGAAGGGUGCCACUCGGAGUCAGAUGAGUGUCACUGUUGCCGAUUGUUAUGUGAAAGUGAAUUGUCCUCCUCAUCACUUUCUAGAGUUGGACUUGAAAGAGGAAAUUGUAUUGGAUGCGUCGGCAAGAACCCAGAACAAAAUUGAGGGUCACGACUUGGUGUUGCAAUUUAGAAAGGCCGAACGAAAACGUUGGGAGACAGCAGUCAGAAUAAUUGAUGACAACAACGUCACAAAGGAAAUGAUUGAGAAGCGAAGAGCAGAGUCUAUUGAAAGACUAAGAAAAAUUGAAGAACAAGAACGAGAAGAAAGGAAAAAAGAAAAAUUGAAAGAAGAAAAAAGACUUUUGGAAAAACAUUGGGAAGAUGAAAAACAAAAAAGAGAGGAAAUAGAACGUAAAAAACAAAUGGAACGAGAACAAGCAGCAUCUGAAUUGCAAGAAUUUAAGAAAAAAGAGGAGGUCAAUAUUACCAGUGAAACUUUUUCACAAGAAAAUCUCUCAAACGCUUUGCCACAGAAUCGUAUGACACAACCAAUCAUUGAAGAUGUAACAAAUGAAGAAGAGGACAUAGCUGUCGAUUCAAAAGCAGACAAGUACGAAAAAUGUGAUGUUCCAGUGAGAGGCACAGAAACAUCAACAAUUAAGCUCUCAUUCACUCCAAGGGCACUACGAACUCCAGCACGAGAAGACAAGGAUAGUGAAACUUUAAAGAAAUUCGAAAUUUGGAAGAGAAAGAAUAAGAGGGCUGAAUUUGAAGAUAGUGUGGUAUGGGUUAUUGAGAGAGGUGACAAGUUUAUGAAAAAGCAAAACUUCUCGUCAGCUAUUAGCGCUUAUACAGAAGCCUUGACCAUGGAUUCGAAUGCCAUUUCUUGCUUGUCAAAGAGAGCUGCAUGUCACUUUGAGCGCCAAGAAUAUCUCAAAGCUAUUGAAGAUUGCACACAAUUUUUACAGACAGAGGCAAAGACUGAGACAAACGUGGAGGAUAAAUAUGUAGCCCUCGCAUUAAUCACUCGAGCAAAGAGUUAUCAAGAAAUUGGCGAUUUCAAAAAAGCAUUAGAAGAUGCUAACCUAGCUUACAAAGUAGAGUCAAAUUUGGAGUAUCAAAAAAUUAUUAAGAAUCUUGAGAAAAUUUUAUCUGGCAAUGUUGCAUCGGAAAAAGAUAAGGCAGAUCUCUUGAAAGAAGAAGGAGAUGCUGAAUAUUUCGAGAGGCGAUUUGAAAAAGCAAUCUCAUGUUACACGAGCGCGAUCAAUCUCAAGCCCUUCUUUUUUAGAGCAUACGGAAAUCGAGCCGCUUGCCAUCUUCAAUUGAACAAAUUCUUCAAUUGUAUCGAAGAUUGCACUUACAUUUUAGAAAACAUUCAUUCUAAAGCUGUUGGUGAAACAGAACGAAAACAGAGCGCCUCUCUCAUUUUGAAAUCCUACACUCGAAGAGGAACAUGCUAUUUCAAAUUGGGUGAUUUUCAACGAUCUUAUAAGGAUUAUGAACAGGCCUCUCGAAUGGCCCCAGAAGAUGAAGACAUAAUGGCAGAUUUAGAAAAAGUCAAUAAGGAACUCACGUCACAACUUCAAGGAGAUUGGCUCAAAAACACUGCCAACAAUUUUUAUUUGAACCAAGACUAUGCUUCUGCAAUUCAUUCGUAUACGCUUGCCAUUCAACUCGACAAAACCAAUCCUGUCUAUUAUUCAAACAGAGCCCAAUGUUAUUUCAAGGUGGGAGAUUAUGUGAAAUGUGUUAAAGAUUGUAAUCUUGCUCUUUCCGUUUUGUCUGAUGAAGAUGAAAAGAGAGUGACUGAAAUUUUAAAGGAGGAAGAAACAGGUGUUGAUACGAAUCCAAACAACAAGACCAAACCUGAAUUUCCAACCAAUCCAAAACUUACUCCCAAACUACAAAUGAAGGUAUAUCUGAAGAGAGCAGUGGCUUACAAGGAGAUGGAAGAAUACGAAAGAGCGUUUCUUGACGUACGGCGAGCUCAACAAUUCGAACCUGAAAAUAAGGAAAUCAAAUGUGAAUACGAAAAAAUCGAAGCCUUGUACAAUGGCUGGAAGAAGGAGCAGGAGGAAAAAGUAAAGGUUGAACCAAAGUCAGACAAAUAA
Naegleria fowleri is the source of this 2157-nucleotide messenger RNA. RefSeq lists its product as uncharacterized. Lineage: Eukaryota; Heterolobosea; Eutetramitea; Acrasida; Naegleriidae. The record is from RefSeq and is a predicted model, not a curated record. Gene Ontology annotation, molecular function: protein binding. The transcript is spliced from 2 exons. Bases 1 to 2157 code for a protein of 718 amino acids. Gene Ontology annotation, biological process: inner dynein arm assembly; cilium movement; outer dynein arm assembly.